Messenger RNA from Mycena citricolor, 642 nucleotides. The record is from the annotation of a GenBank genome assembly. Lineage: Eukaryota; Fungi; Basidiomycota; Agaricomycetes; Agaricales; Mycenaceae.
AUGGCGGUGCUGCCUGCGGUGCACUCUCUCACGACCCAUACUCACGAUCCGCUCGCUGCUGCAACAGUGCACAUGAGACAAUUCAACGUUGUGGUGCUGGGCGCCGGAGGUGUUGGAAAGUCGGCUCUCACUGUUCGCUUUGUCCGAGACGUUUUCGUGGAGAAUUAUGAUCCAACCAUUGAAGAGCAAUACCACCGCUCAAUAACGGUUGAUGGAGUGUCAUCCUCCCUCGAGGUCUUGGACACAGCUGGGGCAGAACAGUUCAAAUCCCUGAACGAAGUGUAUAUCAAGUCUGGCCAAGGAUUCGUGCUCGUUUUUAGUUUAACUCAGGAAGCGAGUCUCAAGGAAAUCGAAAGCCUGCGCAAGCAAAUCUUCCGGAUCAAGGGGACGGAAUCUAUCCCCAUGGUCGUUUGCGGGACCAAGAGCGAUCUUACGAGCGAAAGGGAAGUGCCAACGACGACAAUAGAAUCUCUAGCCAGUCGGUGGAACCAGCCGUUUUACGAGACCUCGGCGAAACGCAACUGGCACAUCAACGACGUGUUUGAGGAUAUUUUGCGACAAAUGAGGGUCCGUUAUCCUCAGGAAUCCCCUAAGAAGACGGGGAAGAAAAAGACACAGAAAGGACCCUGCAUUGUCAUGUGA